AUGGCAGUACGAUUAUACACCUGUAGAACACUCGUCUCAAAUUCAAAAAUCCGAACAAUCAGUUUUGCGUUUGAGAAGAAGAACAAGGUCAAAGGUCAGCGGUUGGAUUUUAACUCCAUGGAUAUAACAGAGGUUUCAAUCAUUCAUCAUGUGGGCAUUGUGUUCUUGGUGAUAUGGUUGCUAUCUUCCUUCGGUUAUUCCCACCCAAUAGUUUACUUCAUUUCUUUGAUCUAUCUUUACUUGGUUCAUGAGAAUUUUUCCACAAGAUUCAGAAGAAAGGUGCGAUUCGAAGAAAGAAGACAAGCCAAUCAAAAAAGGGUGCUUUCGGAUUCUGAAUCAGUAAGGUGGUUAAACCACAUGGUUGAAAGGAUAUGGCCUAUAUGUAUGGAAAAUAUCGUCUCACAAAAGAUACUCCUCCCUAUCAUCCCUUGGUUCUUACAGAAGUACAAACCAUGGACAGUGAAAGAAGCUGUGGUUCAGAGUUUGUAUAUGGGAAGAUCUCCACCAAUGAUCACUGAAAUGAGGGUUUGUCGUCAAUCCACUGGUGACGACCAUUUGGUUUUGGAGUUGGGAUUGAAUUUCCGAACAGCUGAUGACAUGGAUGCGAUAUUAGCAGCAAAAAUGACAAAAAGAUUAGGGUUUGGAAUGUCCGCAAAAAUGCAUUUGACAGGAAUGCAUGUUGAAGGAAAGGUAUUGGUAGGGGUGAAGUUCCUCCCAAAAUGGCCAUUUCUUGGACGUUUGAGGGUUUGUUUUGUUGAACCACCUUACUUUCAGAUGACUGUGAAACCAAUUUUCUCCCAUGGUCUUGAUGUUACUGAACUCCCUGGGAUUGCUGGAUGGCUGGAUAAGCUUCUAACAGUCGCAUUCGAGGAGACACUCGUUGAGCCUAAUAUGUUGGUGGUGGAUGUUGAGAAACUCGUUUCACCUGAACAAGAGACUUGGUUCUCUGUGGAUGCAAAGGAACCCAUUGCUUAUGCCUUUGUGGAAGUUGUUGAAGGAUCAGAUAUGAAACCAUCAGACCUGAAUGGGUUGGCUGAUCCUUACAUAAAAGGCCAGGUUGGUGCAUAUCGGUUCAGGACCAAGACACAAAAGAAGACUUUAUCUCCAAAAUGGUUUGAGGAGUUCAAGAUUCCCAUCACUUCAUGGGAUGUACCUAAUGUUCUUCAAAUUGAAGUUCGUGAUAAAGAUCACUUCAUUGAUGAUACCCUUGGUGAUUGUGUGAUAAAGAUCAACGAUUUUAGAGAUGGAGAGAGACACGACAUGUGGUUGCCUCUUCAAAACAUUAAAAUGGGAAGAUUGCAUCUCGCGAUAAAAGUAAUUGAAGCCGAAUGUGACGGGGAUGUUGCAUCACAGAAUGAAUUUACGAAAAAGCCCUUGGUAGUAGAAAAAUCUGAAGAAACAAAUGCAGAUAGUUUUGAACCCAUUGAUGUUGAAGGGCUACGAGAGACCGGAAUCUGGGUCCACCACCCUGGUGCUGACGUGGCGCAAGUAUGGGAGCCGAGGCAAAAAAAGAACAAGAACAAGAACCGGGCCCAUAAAGACAGUGAGUCGGUGGCCAGUAGCAUGAGGUCUGAAUCAUUCCCGAAUAAUGACUCCAGCAGCACUGAUGAGAGCCUGGAGGGGUAA
This is a messenger RNA of Lactuca virosa, 1626 nucleotides long. The record is from the annotation of a GenBank genome assembly. NCBI's taxonomy places the organism in Eukaryota, Viridiplantae, Streptophyta, Magnoliopsida, Asterales, Asteraceae.